Messenger RNA from Lotus japonicus, 836 nucleotides. RefSeq lists its product as uncharacterized. Lineage: Eukaryota; Viridiplantae; Streptophyta; Magnoliopsida; Fabales; Fabaceae. The transcript has a single exon. Bases 97 to 591 code for a protein of 164 amino acids. The record is from RefSeq and is a predicted model, not a curated record.
UGCUUCCAUAGUUGCAUUCAAGGAACUAGAGCUAGCUAGUUAUAAGCACUAAAUUCUAUAUCAUCUUUUGCCACCACUAAAGAAAUUAAAGCAGCCAUGGGUAAUUGCUUGGUGCUGCUGCAAGAAAAUGUGGUGAGAGUCAUGAAAACAGAUGGGAAAAUCCUUGAAUACAAAGCACUUAUCAAAGUGGAACAGGUUUUGGCAGAUUUUUCUGGCCAUGCAGUGUCUGACUCCCAAACAGGCCUCCGGCAUCUCCAGCCAAACACCAAGCUGCUAGGUGGCCAGUUAUACUACCUGGUGACUCUUCCAUCACCACCGCCGUCACCGUCGAAAGCGCGCAAGAAGGUGAGGUUCGCGGAGCCAGAAGUCCAAGAUGUUCAGAAAAGCAGCGUGGUUAGGAUUAAGCUGGUUCUUAGCAAACAACAACUGCAUGAUAUGCUGCAGGAUGGAGGGUUUUCAGUGAACAAGAUGUUAUCACUUGCGCAAGGUGAAAAGGGAGAAGAUGGCGGUGAAGAUUUGUUGAAAAGACGUGAAGAUGAUGUCUCUCAAGGGUGGAAACCAGUAUUAGAAAGCAUAGCUGAAGUAAACUAGCAAGAUAUUCCAAUACUGUGUUUCUUUCUCACUAAUAGACUUGUAUUUAUGAAAACAGAAUAUUGUUAGUUAAUUAGUUAGACCUCUAACUAAUUCUGUUAGUUCAGCUAGUUAGUGCCUAGAACAGUAUUCUGUUUUCAAUCUUCAAAGAGACAAGUCUAAUACUCACUGCUUGCAGUUUUCCUUUUCUAACAAGUGAUAUAUACAGUAGGAUAAAAAUAUAAGAUCCACUUCACUCUUCUUCA